Messenger RNA from Arabidopsis arenosa, 811 nucleotides. NCBI's taxonomy places the organism in Eukaryota, Viridiplantae, Streptophyta, Magnoliopsida, Brassicales, Brassicaceae. The record is from the annotation of a GenBank genome assembly.
ACUUUAAAAUUAAAACCCAUCUCUCGGUUUGGGAAUGACGAUUGACUUUAAAUUUUCUUUAGUCAUCUUCUGUCAAUUUCGUUUCGAUCAUUACACACAAAAAAAAAAUAAGUAUGGAACUUCAAGUCCUUCUUCUUCGUCCAAUCUUCUUCUUCUUCCUUUUGACAAGUUUACAACAAUCUUCUUCUGCUCGGAUUCUUACAAUCUCUAAGCCUGAUAGACAUGACUACGCCGCAAGUGCUCGUUGGCUUGUCUCUCAGAAUUCUUGGGGUGUUCUUAGCACACUAUCCGUUGAUCAUGAAGGCGCUCCCUUCGGGAAUGUUGUAUCGUUUAGUGAUGGUUUACCGGAGAAAGGCAGCGGUAUACCUUACUUUUACUUAACAACUCUUGAUCCAACUGCAAGAAACGCACUAAAAGACCAGAGAGCUUCACUCGCUAUUAGUGAAUCUCCCGUUGGAACUUGUAAGAGAGAUCCAAUGAAUCCUACUUGCUCUAAACUAACCCUUACCGGAAAGUUACUGAUAUUGGAUGAAGGAUCUGAGGAAGCAGAAGUAGCCAAAAAAGCUUUAUUCACAAAGCAUCCAGAGAUGAUAGAUUGGCCGGAGGAUCAUGAUUUCCGCUUCUUUAAACUCGAGAUCAUCGAUAUAUUUCUGAUCAAUUGGUAUGGUGGAGCUAAACCUAUCACUGUAGAUGAAUACCUUCAUGCCAAGUCGAUCAAAGUCGUUUCCUUUUUAUAAUAACUCACCGGAAUCAAGCAAAUGGUGAAGCAAGAAAAUGUAUAUUGGAUACACAAUAAAAUGUGUGUAACUGU